Hyaloperonospora brassicae is the source of this 14433-nucleotide messenger RNA. Lineage: Eukaryota; Oomycota; Peronosporomycetes; Peronosporales; Peronosporaceae. The record is from the annotation of a GenBank genome assembly.
AUGAGCAGCGCGCGCAGCAAACAGACGCGGCUGCUGCGGCAGGCCAGCGUCCUGCACGAGCUGCAGGAGACGCAGGAGAAGGACUCGCUCCAGGGGCGCUACGCGCGCCUCAUGACGGAGCUCGCGGCGCUCUGUGGCGACCGCUGCAGCGUCAUCACGACCGAAUCGCUGCAGUUUUUCGCUUCGGACGGCCGCGCGGAACCCGUGCGGCUUGAGCGCGCCUCCGAGCGCGUGGACGCGCCGCAGAAGCCCAGCGCGGCGAGCAGCAGCGGCGGCAGUAAACAGGACGACCUGCUCAGUGCCGACGCUGCGCGAAGACAGCGCGUGGAGGAGCUCACGCGCUUUUUCAUGGAGGCCAAGUCGGACAUUGAGUUUGCGUUGGGAGGCGGACGGGACUUUGUCGAAGUGAACGAAAAGGAAAAAGAUGUGGAGCGCGAGCGCGAGGGCGAGGGCGAUCAGGACGAGGCGGGCGACGAGGACGGCGACGAGGACAGGCACGAGACGGUAGUGGACCCGGAGAAGCAGCUGGUCAAGAUGCACGUCCAGCUGCUGCGGGACAAAGUGGACCACCGCGUGUUCAAUGGGAUGCUGGGCCAGAUGCGGGAGCAGGACCCGGCACUGUAUGGAGCAGUGCUGUGUCAUCCGCUCGUGACGGGCGUAGACCCCAAGAAGGAAAAGAAGAAGAAGAAGAAACGAAAAGACAGUGAACGGAAAGAGAAGCAGCCGUCGACACAAACGACGAGCGGCGCCAGCAUGCUGGCACCAGAUUUGACAGUCGAGCCCUUGUCGACCGAAGACAUGACGAUGAACAUUAGCCGAUUCGUAGCCAAAAGCAUUGCAGAAGGGUCGUUACAAGGGCUGAUGCUGGCAGCAAAGCUGGUGUCAUCGUUUAUGAAUCAACAGAGCGAGGAGAGUGAGGCGUUGCCGCCGACGUUCCCGCUGGCAUCGCACCUCCGAGUGCUGCGCGGAGACGAGGUGCCGGAACGUAAGACGAAGAAGACAAGUGCAAAGCCUUUUACGACCAAAGAAGCUUCGACGUCGACAGUAGCAGAUCAGUCUAUGGCAGACACAAGCACAGUCGAAAGCACUGAAGGCAAUUUCGAGUCUGAUUUGCAAAGCGUUGUGCUGGAAAAUACUGCAGUGUCCACCGAAAUGGAUUUGGUCUCUGAAAGUGGAUCUAUUGCUAAACUCCGUGCUCGAUUAAGUCGUUUUGGGGAAGGUGAAGAUGAAGCAGAGGAAAGUGGAAAAGAAAAGAACGAUCGUGCGGAUGGAGACGAGAGUCUUGGUGGAGAGGGCGUGGAUGAAGAUGCGCUGAUGGCUCGCGCAAUCGCUUUGUCGCUAUCUUCGGAGGUAAACUUACGGAACCAAACUGAAGCUUCGUUAACUGCGAACAGCGAGAAACAGCCAGAUGGAACGCAAGAGAAAAGCGAACCCUUCGUUGUGAAAACUCGUCCUCCAAAAUUUUCCGCAGAAGAGUUGCUGGAGCUCGGUCCAUUUGCACUUCCUGCUGAGUCGAUCGCUAAUGUCGACGGCGCUUCGGUCAUGAUGGCGUUGAUAGUCCAGAUGACUAAAUUAUGCUCACAGUAUUUGCAGCUGUGCCAGCAAGGGGUUCUCCCGAAUAACUCGCGCAUUCAGCCGCAUCCACUGACGUUCAUGCUGCUCAAUUCAUUAUUGAGGGAUUUGCAUACAUCAACAGCUCCCCAUGCACAGUGGGCUGAGGAUCUGCGUUGGGUUGCAAAGUGGCGUCUAUUCGUGUCGUGCUCGAUGCUUUCGCUGCUUCGAGUACUAGAGGUGCACUUGUUUCACGUGGAAGUGAUGGGUAUUGCUCCAGCUUCUGUCGGUUUAGGGCGCAUUGCCAAACUCGCUCUCCAGCCAAAUGAUAGCGGAGGUGGAAAUGGCAAUCCGUUGUUGGAGAGUUUGAAGUCACUGGUCGUUCACUACAUCGCCGUGGACACUUCUCCUCCACUUGACGCCGAUCAGGAUGUUAUUGAUACGAUCAUUUUCUCGAGCCCUGCAGCUUGCUCCCCGGUUGAUGUUCAAAAGGCUGCAGCGUACUAUUUUGCCCGUAUCCGUGAACAAGCAAUGGCUGCGUGGAUUCGUGGUCUUGCUAUCUUCUACGAUGACCAGAAGGAGCGGCACAUGCUAUUGACGACAAGGUUGGCCGAGUGCUUCAAGCUCGCGCGAAGUGGUGAACAAAAUGUUGAGUGGAAGUUUCAUCAACUGGACAUUUUAUGUGCUCGGUUGGCAUUGCCGGAUAUGGCACAGCAUUUUGUGCCCGCGUGUGUACACUUUAUUGAGCACAACACAAGAAGCGAUCGUGAGCAUGACGAUUGUGACUCUAGCACGAAACCCAUUGACGACUUUACUCUACAAAAUGCAGCUUCGAAGACAGGAAAGAUUAAGGCAAAGUGGAAUCCAGCUGUGAUACAUGCAUCACUUGAAUCAGGUACUCUAAGUGCACGUUGCCUCUACGAUUACAUAUCGGGACAUGGAUCCCCAGGUCUUUUGGGUACGGUGAUGGAAACUUCAGGGGACGGCACAGGCGACAAUCAGCUGAAUAUUGACACUUUGACUAAUGCGUACGAAGAUAUGUGGGAUGUAGACCGGAAGCAAAAAGCAGAGGCUUUGGAUUGCAUUGACCGCUUGCCCAGUUUGAUUGAUCUGCUGCGCGAAAGUAUCGUGUGUUCAGGAUGGCACAACUUCUCUUUCAAAGACAACUACGAACUGGUACAUGCCCCAUUGAUACCGCUUCUCGAGAAGGACGACGAUUCUUCACGACAACUUGCAUUGAAUGCCCGGAUCGUCCUGCUCCGCUCAUUUCAAGAUUUGAUGAUUCAGCGAAUUGGUGGACCUCGUGGUGACGAGCCUCCUGCUCUCGAGUUUGAUUCCUCGCGGUGCGCUGAAACAAUGACACUUUCGGACGGAAACCGAACCGCAAAGCAAUACACAGCAAAACAGUGGGGAAUGGUGAUGGCUUCUACCGGCUGUCCUCCCAACACUGGCAUUCAUGAGUGGGGGGUUCGCCUUGACCGUUGCGAGAAGGGGCAUAUAUUCCUCGGCGUAUGUACUAGAGACGCAUCAGUAGCGACCUAUGUUGGUGGCGACCGACAGGGAUGGGGUCUUAUCGGGACACGAGCGCUCUGGCACGCUCGGAGUAAGGUUCGCGGCGAUUACGGGGACGGUUUUACUACUGGCAGUGUUGUGCGCGUUCGGUUAAACACAGACAGCGGAGCGUUAUCCUUUGGUGUUGGUGAUAGUGAUUGGGGUAUAGCAUUUGAUGGUCUGACGCAGCAUGGCACUUUGUACCCUGCCAUUGGUUUGUAUCAAAGAGACGAUCAAGUUACAAUUUUACCGGUGCAGCCGAUAGUAGACUCAGCUUAUGGGGCGUCAACGAGUGGUAAGGUUUCGGAGCCCACAGGCAUUGUGAUCUCGGCUGUCCUGAAGCCCUUCUUGCACCACGCGGGAGCUUUGUUGGAGUCGUGCUGCGCAUUUCUAUCAGACGUAACGGUUAGCACAUUCGACAUUGAGUCGGAGCAGCAAGAAGCUCGUAGUGCAGGGCAGCGAGCUCGUGAUUUCAAGCAAAUGGUGUCUUCGCACCCUCUGUUGUUUUCGAUGGUGACUCCGCUAAUUAGCUCCCUUAGUCUCAUCCGAAACUACCACGGCUUGUCUUCGACACUAGCUAUAACUUUCGUGCCUUGGUGUAUCUGCACAAUGCAAUGCAUUGAGCGUGUAAAUCAAGCUCUCCGGGCGCUGGCGUCAUCUACCAACGAUGACGAAGCAAGUUCUUCCGGUAUGCUUGUGUUGAGCGUCGCUGGGGACUGGGAAUUGAAGAGUAUGGCAGCCGGCAAUAUCCCGGCUCAGCAAUACCAUCUUACUCUCUCUCAAGGCAAAGGUGGCUCGAUGCACGGACGCAGCAGUGGUCCAUUUACGACAGUGACGCUAAACGGUAUUGCUCGGGGAACCAAGGUAUCGUUUGUGGAAACGUGGCGCCAGGGAGGCACCUGCUUGGUUAAGGGACGUCUUCGAGCUGACGGAAACGUUUUCACAGGCAGUUACGAAGACACGAAGAGCCAUACAAGUGGUUGUAUUGUCGGAAACAAAACGUCACAUGAUGUCAAGGGCGCUGGUGAAUGUCAGUGGGUUACAAAUCAGCUCGUCAUCCUCGAAAUGGUUGUUGCUAACCUGCUGGGCUAUUUAGGUCACACUUUGACCAGUUUGGAGAAUGACGACCUUCUUGUUGGUAACGCGAUUACUAGUGCUCUUGGUCCACACGAUGCUGGCAAUAGCGAUGAUGACGACGAAAGUGAUGAUGUGUACAAGUCAGAAUGCUCGAUCGAUGAAUACGAUGAAUGGGUGAGUAGCAGUUUGCUAGAGGGUGGGCUUCCCCUGCACAGCGUACAAGUACACUUGAAGGGUGUGCUCAAUCGGUGCUCAGAAAUGACUGCGUUCGGUCCCACCGUGGCAACGAGCUCGUUGCCUUUGCUCACAGAAGCAGCUAACAGCUGGACGCAGCUUGUAUUGCCUAAGACGCUGUCAGUCCCUCUUCCGAACUUUGACACUGUACCAAACGAUAGUGCGCGUGCCAGUAACACGUUCCUGAAAGACCUCACUGAAAAUCGUGGUGAGGCUGCUAUACUGGAUGGAUGGGUUUCGAAGCAUGUUGGCGAAUCACCUUUUGUGAGGCUAGGAGGGGAGGCUAUGAAGGCUACCCGACGCACUGUUUGCGCUGCCAUGAUAUGGCACAGCGGCUUUUUAGGCUGCGUGAAGAAACACGUUGAAUAUUUGCAGAGCAACUCCACGGAAAGCGAUGUUCGACCGCACGACAAUUUGAUGCAUAUCUGGCGUGCCGCUCAGCGAGUCAUCGAGUGGGCGAUCCGAGCAAAGAAUUCCAUGGGAUCCACAUAUACUGUUGUGGCUGGCCUGGUGAUCCGGAAAGCUCAGUUUCUACUUGGAAUCGAACCCAGCGCUAAAGCCCUGGCCGCUGCCGAGGCUGUGUUUGCGCUGACGACCGUGGACAGUGGUGCUCAGAGGACGGCACCCAAGUCAGCUGUACACGAGUGUGCUGAACGUAUAUUCAGCGAUGUUCUUGUACAAGUAGCACGAUUCGUGGAAGCUCCUAUUCGCAUAUCGUCGCUGCAGUCCAGGAUGUUAGAAAAGUGCACGGCAGCAUUCUUGCGCACAAUGGGCAUGUUAUCGUUCAGGCAUUUCGUUGACGACUUGGGUAGCCCUACCCAGCGCAGUGCAUUAACCUCGGAGCGUCAUGAAACCGUUCAGUCUCCACUCGCGCUAUCAAGUGUAUUGCAGUGGCUGUCACCGACGCUGGCUGAUUCCAAAGCCAAUGGUGGUAAUGGCCCAUCGCUGGGCAAGAAUUUUAGUGACUUCAAUGCCAGCGUGGUGCCAGCACCUACGACUGCUCAAGCCACAAGCGAGUUACCGUAUUACCUAAGCGGUCUUGGUGGCUGCGGUAAGCAUCUGAAGAAUGACCUCAGGGACUCAUUCGAGUCAUUGUACGGGUAUCUGUGCGCGUCCUUGUCCAAGGCAACUUGGGCUCACGAUGCUGAUCUGCAACUUGUCAUCUUAUCAGCGUGGGGAAUCAUCAUUCAGCCGGACGAUCAUUCAUUUCUAUCACGCGUUGGCAUUUUCCGAGUGCUACAAACUGUGUUGGACGAGGCUCGUGGCUCCAGCGAUUUGACCUCAGCAGGUGGCACAAUUGGUGUAUCACGGGCCUCCCACGAUGGCGCAAUUUUGGUUGCGGAAGACAAGAAACGAAUUGUCCAGGCUGCGUUGAAAGUGGUGCACCUGCUAGCCGCACAAGUUGCCCAUGCCAGCGACACCGCAGACGACCUCUUGAGCGCGUCAGACCUUCCGUCGACUGCAGGUCUCAGCCUAGGAUCGAUUCCGUUGCUGCGCAAGCCGUCAGGUCCUGAAACACUUGGAAAGUCCGUGUUUCACAUGCUGUACACCGAGCUGAAGAACUCAUUGGAAGAGAUGCAACAGAAUCGGAGUAGCGUGACUUCCGAUCCUUCUGUGUUUGUGACUGAUCCGAUUCAGUCCAGCACUCAAAGUCCAUCUAGGUCCAUUCGUGAAGGUCUGGGCGAUUCUCAAGAGUAUUGCUUCCAGAUAUGUUCGCUUCUGUACUCGGUGAGUGGCUCACCUGUAUGCAGGUCGCACCUUUCAUCAUCUCGGUGGCUACGCUUGUUACUAGCUCUCGUGGAUGUGAACUCGCCUCAGAUACAGCGGCGUAUCCUGAAAUUGCUCCGUCGUUUGCUCCCGUCACUCGAUCCAUCCUCCCUGAGGGUUCGAUACGACGAGUUUGCAAGUUUUGACAUGGACAGUGAUGACGAGUACGAAGUUGACGGCCAGGACGAACCUGAUCAUGCAGCCACUUUGAUAAACUUCUUCGUCGAAAUUGUGGGUAUGAUUAAUCCUCCUAGCGUGGCUGACGUAAUGCUUCGUCGGCACGGAAAUUCCAGUGAAGAUAGCCCGAUAGGUCAGGUGGCAGACUCGGGCUUUAACGCUGGACUCGCGGCCGACGUCAUACUACUCCUUCGUUCGUUGUACGAGUCGGCUAAGUGGGCUGAGUACUUGAACAGUGCGAUCACUGACGCACUUGCUUCGAUUCCUCUCGCGUGUGUCACGGAGCAAGGAAGAGCCGUGUCAGAAAGUGCUGAUUUCGAUGUAGAAAUGGAAGACGUGUCGAAGGAACUUCCGUCUUUGAAAAGCUGGACAACGCAGACGGGAAGUUUCGUCAGGGCUUUAUCUGCACUAUGCGUUCUAGAUGGCCACAUCGAAGGCCUUCACGUUGGCGGAUCUGUUAAAAUCAUACCUCGAUCUGGAUCGUCCCUACAAGAGAGUGCUUUUCGAGGAGCAAGAGGCGUGAUUGUUGCAUAUGAGCCGGAGAAGUCAGCCGCCGAGGUGGUGUUGCGUGCGAGCCGCGCAGAUGAGACCGAUGGCCAACAACAGUCAUUACUAUUGAAUCGCUCCACACCGACCCGCCCAGUCCGUGUGCCGAUUGAUGAUCUGUUUGCAGUGCCAGAAGUCGAGCUACCCAGCAAUGCAUUUUCCGAUACUGUGUUGAGAUCUUUGCUCGUCGAAAGGUUCCCAUACUUUCUGUCAGAAGUCAAGAAGAGCUGUCUGGAGGUGAAUGUCGCUGAUUCUUUUGACGAAGCUGAAGAAGAAGGUGGGAUCGAAGGGGAUAGUGAAGAUGAUGACGAUAUGUCCAAUGACGGGUCGUCUUCGCCAUCGGCGGUGGAUAGUGAAAUGCCCAGCUGUGCUGGCGUCGACGAAUCGGAUUUGGAUGCGAAUGCAUCACCUACCCAUCAGAAAGUUGGCGCUGAAUCCACUUUACCCGCGGAACCUGCAGACAUUAUGGCAGAGAUGGAGAAGGAGUCACGACUUCAUCGAAUGCUUCUGUGCCAGCAUGGUCUUCGUGCUGCAGCCUCAUUGCUGAAAAAUGACUAUUGCGCUGCGACAUUUAUCCGCGGUGUUGGUUCUGCUGGUUUGAAGAAUUUGCUCAUGGUCGCUACUUCCGACACACCUACAACAGCAGGAGCAGGAGAUAUUUCCUCGCUGGAAGAAACGUGGCUCAUGUUGUGGUCCCGGUGGUAUGCGAUGAGGAAGGCUUAUGUCGCGCCGUCACCACCAGCAGACAAGAAGGAAGACAAAAGCAAAAAAAGUAGAGCUGAAGGAGCUGACAGCUCGCUGGGCCCAAUGGUCCAACAGAUGAUGGAAAUGGGAUUUCCGAAGGAAUGGUGUGACGUUGCUUUAGCUCGUUGCUCUCACAAUGUCGAGGCCGCAAUCAACUUCUGUUUCGAACACAGCAGUGACAUGGAGCAUCUCGUUGCAGAGUGUAGGUCAGCACAGGGGUCUAGUGGCGAGGGAAGCUCGAAAUCGACGCGAAAAGAUGACUUUGAAGCUAUCAGUCCGUUAUUGGAACAGCUGUCCGAGAUGGGGUUUCCGUUCAACUGGUGCAAAAAGGCUCUCGCUGCGAACAGAAACAAUGUGGACGCAGCCUUGACGUGGAUCUUAUCGCAUGGCGAAGCUUUGGAAGCGGAAGACCGGCGGGACGAAGAAGCGAAGCUUCGUGCUUCUGGUGAAGAUAUAGCAGAUGGAAACCUUUCGAGUACAGUUCCUGAAGGUGAAGGUGCUGUCCUCAUGCCAAACCCACUCCGAGCUGUUAGUGGUCAAGCUUGUGUCGGCGAGCACGAUUUGAUGGUGGAGGGCCUGGUUGGUGGCGGAUUUGCUAGCGUUGGCGCGCCUGACUGCCUCGUUUCCAGUGGACGAUGGUACUACGAAGCUACUCUCCACACGAACGGUUGUAUUCAGAUUGGGUGGGCUGACGUGGCGUUCUGCGGUGCGGCCGAUCGCGGAGAUGGCGUCGGUGAUGGUGCGCAUUCAUGGGCGUACGACGGCUGGAGACAACAGCGAUGGCACGGCCGCUCAUCGCCUUGGGGAUCUAAGUGGAAACAGGGUGAUGUCAUCGGUUGUGGGAUCGAUGCAGAUGCGGGCACCAUCAUUUUUAGCUUGAACGGCAAGAUGCGGUCAGCGAAUAUGGGUGUCGCUUUCAGGGCUGUUGACUUUGCUCGUGGAGUGUACCCUUGCGCAAGCUUCAACCGAAGAGAGCGAUUGCAGUUUAACCUUGGUGGAUCGCCGUUUAAGUUUCCACCUCCGCCGGGCUUUCAGCCGAUUUUGAACGUCCUCAAUGGGGCGUCUGAUCUUAGCUCUGUUCCCAAAGGUUUCGACGUGAUUGGGUCUCGUGAGGAUUGUUUGGAAGAAAGUGUGGGUGAAGAAAAUUACUCAAAUGACACCAGGUACUUCGCACGAGACAUGCCUCCAUCCAUGCUUCGAGGUUCUGGCCACGGUCGCAGCAGUGGUUUUGUGUCUGGCUCAUUUGUGACGAAGGCGGACGCCUUAGCUGACAUUAAAAGCCUGCCUGAUAAUCGCGUGUAUCUCGAGCUCCUGGUGGUCACGCGCUCGCUCGCAAUCUUGCAGGCGAGGCGAGCUCUGUUGACAUUGCUUGCUAAAUGGCCAACGGGAGUGGUUGGGCCAUUCUCCGUGUCAGCGUUUCUAUCUGGAGACAGUGCGUCCACGGAGAGCGAAGAUUCUUUGAGGUUCAUUGACUUUAUUAAGCUCCUUUCGAGCUCAAGCGCGCUCCACGUAUCCACGACGGUGCCCAGCGCGUCAAUAACACUGCACGACGAUGAUGCUUUUUACCUCGUCGAUUAUGGCGCCACCGGUCGUUUCGCGCUAGACUUGCUGUCUGGCGUUGUGAAAUCGGCACUCGACAAGGCUCUCUCAGUGAUUACGACUGGUGUGUGCGAUCACAUGCCUUUGGUGGAUACGAUCCUUUCCUGUAUUUCUUCAGAGGUGAAAAGGGCUUCUCAACGCCAGUACGCUAGGAUUCCAUGGAACUCAUCGGAGGCUGCCAUGACUGCAACGCUUUUGCAGAUUACAGUUGAAGCAGGUCAGACGUGGUCUGAUAAAGAGAUGUUGAAUCACCCGAAUCUCUUUCUUGCAGAGUGGAUCAGUGGCUUAUUGCUAGAGUCGUUAGAAAAACACAAGGAGCGGCUUCUAUCGCCAACACAUGACAACAUCCGGCAACAAUUGCUGGAAGCGUGGAUUUCGUCGCUGAAGUCGCCAAGCAUGUGUGUCAAAGAACGCGGGGCAACUAUCCUGGGAGGAAUCCUACAAAACGUUCUGCCAAGAUCAUGUGGAGUUGCUGGUGCAAACGAUAUUGGUGCACUCGAUGGCCAAUCACAUGCACGAUUAAAAACGGCCUUGGAGGUGCUUCCUCUACAGCGACUCGUCGACCUCGCUCAAGAGCGAAUUCUCCGUGAGUAUCCGAAUGUUCCGGUGUGCUCUAAGUACGUGCAAAGUCUGGUGGAGCUUGUAUCGGCUGCUGGCUUAGCCAUGAGCGCUGUGGGAGACUCUACCGACAAACUGUUCGACAACAGCUCGUCUGAGCGGCUACAAGCUUGCAAGCGAAUCGAAGCAGAUCUAGCGCCGAUUGAUCAGAAUGAGUACGAAGAAGUGAUGGCCGCAAAGAAGCUACGAUCACAACAGGCUGCGGAAGAGGCCGUGAAGCAGGAGAAACUUGCGGCCGAACGUGCGGCGACUGCGGCCGCGGAAGCGCAAAAUGAACGAGAUUCAUCAUCAAGUCUGGGCGAAUCAAGCUUCACCGCCAGCGACGCCGAUAUUGUAGCCCAAGGUGCCAACUCAGAAAGUGUUGCUGAAAGGAGCAAUGGUGCCAAUGGUGUCACCAACAUGGAAGUUGACAACAGCGAUUCCGAAGAAGCCUCAGAUAUCACGCUGUCGGCAAUCGCUAACAUGGUAACUGAAGAUGGCGAUGUGAUGGCAGCCACUGCUGCUAUUACCGCGGUUUCCGGCGAUCGUUUAGUUAUCAAAGGACCGGGUAGACGAACGAAACGGCCCAUGCCUGAGCUGCUUCAGCACAAGACAGGCACGGCGUUUGAGUUCCGUUUACCUGAGAAAGACCCCGACUUCGAUACGUCUUUGCUGAACACGCGGGAAAUCGACAUGUUAGAGGCUGCAAAGCGUGGUAUCAUGGGAGACGAACCGAGAGGCUGGAGGCAUGGCAACGACGUCGGAGUGCUCGCUGAUGCGCACACCGAGCUAUGGAGCGGCACGUUGACGCAAUUUCGGUUACGCCAGAAGAAAGGAGAAGGAGAUCAAACCGAGUUGAAGGUCGGAUGUAAGGUAAUUCGUGGGCCCAAUUGGAAGUGGCGCGAUCAGGAUGGAGGCGAAGGUAGUGUGGGUAUCGUGGAGGGUGUGUCACCUUGGAGUGGUGUAGAUGGAGAAGGUAUGUCAGUGCGUUGGCCGAACGAUUCUCUAUACACGUAUCGCUGGGGAGCAGACGGUAAUUUCGACCUGAUUCACGUGGAAGUGGAUGAAGAUGGCAACAUCACGCACCAACAUGCUACGCCAAAAGCGAAACAAGAGGACGAGGGGUCGUUCGGAUCCGAGCUACACCUUGGUGUACUUCUAUACCUCUCUGCUGACGAAGAAGCUGAGCCAAGCAACGGCAAUGGGGAAUCGAAGGUGGCUGGAUCGAUGGAGUGGCCUGACUACGGAGCUGCUGUUCGCGUCGUUGGCAUCAGGUAUGCUGACGGGUCGUUGAGUGUCCAAGAGUUACAGCUCACUCGUGGCGAUCCCGACAUGGGAUGGAUGCUCCGCUUUGGAACGGAAAAGUGGCAACCUGGCACAAAAUACAUGCUGCGCCCACUCACACCACUUAACUCACCAGAGACAGCUCCCCACGAUGCAUCUGAGGUGGACACACUUCGUGGUGAAUACUCGCAUUCCGGGUAUAAAGAUGGAGAGCUUGUCGAAAUUCGUGGAGAGCUACAGGUGUCGACGAAGUACUUGUUCACGAUGGAUCUUUACAACCACUUCUCGACGCUCGGAGUCUCACCCGAUGGACUGUCGGUCACGUGUCACAGUGGAGAAUCACGAAACCUUGCACUAGGAACGGUAGGAUUUGCCUCGGGUAUUCAUUACUGGGAGGUCCACGUGGAGCAAGCAGAGUUCGGUAGUGUGUUCAUUGGCGUGUGUGAAAAGGCUGGCCCGCCAGGCUCCCAGGCUGCACUGUCUAGCCGAUUAAAUAGAUGGCACGGAUGGGGUUUUGUAAACUUCCGUGCAACAUACCACAAUAGUACAGAGCGUAUCUACGGCGACCACUUCAAUGCAAGCGAUACCAUUGGCGUGCGGCUCGAUAUGGAACAAGGCAAGCUGUCAUUCUUCAUGGAUGGCAUAAAGUUUGGCGAACACAUUGUAUCUGAUUUGGGCGUUGCAUUCGAGAACAUGAAAGGCGAGCCCAACUCGCGUACCCUGUACCCGUGCAUCGGUAUGCGGAAGGGUGGGGACCGAGUCACGCUUAAUCAGAAGUGGGUAUCGAUGCCUGGAGUGUCUCCACGUCAGAUCCUUUCGGAUGCCGUUGAUGUUGGCAAAGCAUUGCACUCCUGGUAUGCCUCGACGUUGCAAGAAAAAGCUACGGCUACAGUCGAAUCUCUAGCUGGACCCUCCUCGAUGAAAACUGGCACACUCCUCGCAAGGACACCGACGCCAGUAGAAGCUCGUGUGAAGCUGCCGAUCAAAUUGCUUUACGAGAGCUGGCUGGAGUGGAAGCAAUGGAGUGAUAAUCACUGGCAGCGGUGUCAUGUACGACCACGAGGAAUCUCUGUCGACUUCGACACGUCGCCUACUGCUUGUAUCCGUGUGAGUAAUGCUGCUGGUCUAGGCGCUCCAUUCUUGGCUGGUGAUCGCGUCCGUAUGUGUUCCAAGUGCGGGCAAGAGUUGAACCAACCGGAGGAAGCUGUUGUGUUGGGCGUAUAUCGUGGCUUCCUUUGGUACCGCACGGAAACACAAGGAAAUGAAGGCGCCGAUGAAGGACGAACGUGGGCCUGGUAUUGGUCGCCAAGUGAGCUGCCUGAGCUCCUUUUGAUUCGGCGUGGUGGUAAGGACAUGACACUGGUCGAGAAUAGUGCAUCCGAUGUGUCGGACUAUGAAACUGCAGCUGAGCACAGUCCAUUCGAGCCUCGCUCGACACUAGAAAUGCGUGCAAGGACGGACUUCGCUGCAUUUGUAGAGCUAGCUACACGGUCGCAUUCGGCCACGUCGGACAUGCAGUUGGUUGAGCGGCUGAAUGCCUAUUGCGCGGCGAUUGGACUUGACGUGACGAAUCUGAGUAUCACAGAUGUUGUGGUUCCAGGGGAGAUCGACGAAGACGACGACAAACUAAGUGCGGCGCACGGACGUCCCCGGACGCGUUCACUAGUAGUCGAUGACUAUUUCACGUCGCCGACUCUGAAAAAUAUCACGGGUCCCGAGUUACGUGCACGCACUGCAGUACUAAGGGUUCUGAACAGCAAGAUUCUUCGAGUGCUCCCGUUUAUUGCAAUCCAGCCGGACGAUGGAAGCAGUACCCAACCGAUCGAAGUCGCAGGCGGUGCUGGAAUGAACACUUUUACCAAGGGGUCGGCCGCCUUUUUGUCAACGAGUAUGAAAUUACGCUCGCUGCGACGACUAGUAUUUACUAGCACCAAACGAGCCUUCUGGGAUGACGUACUUCGGGCUACGACGACAAGUACGCCACUUCCGUCCGAUGAAUAUGAAGAUCCACGCGAGAUCCGCGUUAUUCGAAUCAACCGAAUUCAAGCGCAAGCUUCGAAGCUGAGUUUGCUUUCGCAACCCGGUGAUCGAUUACGCCGUUCCGUGUUUGGCCAGCUCUACCGAGAGAUGCGCGUGUGGAGCGACAGCUUCUUCCGUCGUGCCUACUGCGGAAAGGGUCAUGGUGGCCAGCGACGUGCUUUUAAGGUCAAGUUUUUGGGAGAGGGUGUAAAUGACUACGGUGGACCGUAUCGUGCGGUCUUUGAACAGAUCGUGGAUGAGUUGCAGAUGGACAAUGUGGAAUUGUCUAAGGGUGAGCAAGGCUUGCUGCCACUGCUGAUACCGUGCCCGAAUCGCCGGAGCACUACAGGCAGCAAUCAGGACAAGUUUCUGUUGAACCCCUCUUGUGGCACCACCUUGUUGACUAACGGGCCUAUGGCAUUGGACCUACACCGUUUCCUUGGAAAACUGAUUGGCACAGCAGUACGUCACGGCUUACAGAUGGGGCUGGAUUUGCCUGCGCUCGUUUGGCGACCAUUAGCUGGGCUUGAAGUCAGCCGAGUACACCUGGAAAAUAUCGAUAUUGCAGCGGCCAACAAUUUGUCCCGCGUGGAGGAGCUCGACUGUGAUACUGAAACAGCAGCUCAGGAAGCAGAAGAGGUGCUUGGUUACUUGACUUUGUCGACCACGUUGAGCGACGGCGUUGAGGUCCCCUUGAUACCCCAGGGCGAAAUGAUGCCAGUGACUUUUGAGAAUCGCGAAAUGUAUGUGCACCUCGUGGAGAAGACACGACUGACAGAGAGUAGCCAACAGCUCGCUGCACUCAAGCACGGCUUAGCGUCCGUGCUUCCAAUGGAGUUGGCGCCAUUGUUUACACCGCAGGAACUCGAAGUGCUGAUCUGUGGAAGACGCGAAGUGGACGUGGAUUUGCUGCAUCAAUGUACGGAAUAUAGUGAAGGAGCUACUGAGACGAUGCCGCAUGUGCAACACUUCUGGGAGGUGCUGCGGGAAAUGACAAGCGAGGAGAGGACAUCGUUCUUGCGCUUCGUGUGGGCGCGCAGUCGCAUGCCCAACAGCGCCAAGGACUUUCCGAUGAAUUUCAAGCUGCAGGCCGCAUUUGACCCUGGCGCUGUCGGCCAACCCGACCAAUACCUGCCCCACGCGCAGACGUGCUUCUUCGCGUUGCGACUUCCAGCCUAUACGAGCAAAGAGGUGCUGCGGGCCAAGUUGCUGUACGCGAUUCAGAACUCGCCAAACAUGGACGCCGAUGUGAGGCUGCACAACGCCGAGGGCUGGGCCGAUGCGUGA